Paramuricea clavata is the source of this 793-nucleotide messenger RNA. The record is from the annotation of a GenBank genome assembly. NCBI's taxonomy places the organism in Eukaryota, Metazoa, Cnidaria, Anthozoa, Malacalcyonacea, Plexauridae.
AUGAGGAACCUUCUCCUCAGAGUGAGGAACCUUGUCCUCAGAGUGAGGAGCCUUGUACUCAGAGUGAGGAGCCUUGUCCUCAGUGUGAGGAAAGUUUUCCUCAGAGUGAGGAACCUUGUCCUCAGAGUGAGGAACCUUGUCCUCAGAAUGAGGAACCCUGAACUCAGAGUGAGGAACCUUGUCCUCAGAGCGAGGAACCUUGUCCUCAGAGUGACGAACCUGACUUCCGGGUGAGGAACCUUGUCCUCAGAGUGAGAAACCUUGUCCCCAGGGUGAGGAACCUUGUCCUCAGUGUUAGGAACCUCGUCCUCAGAGUGAGGUACGUUCUAAUGAGGGUGAGGAACCUUGUACUCAGAGUGAGGAACAUUGUACUCAGGGUGAGGAACCCUGUCCUCAGAGUGAGGAACCUUGUUUUCAGAGAGAGGAACCUUAUCUUCACAGUGAGCAAUCUUGUACUCAGAAUGGGUAACCUUGUCCUCAGAGUGAGGAACCUAGUCCUCAGAGUGAGGAACCUUGUCCUCAGAGUGAGGAACCUGGUCCUCAGAGUGAGGAGCCUUGUCCUCAGAGUGAGGAGCCUUGUCCUCAGUGUGAGGAAAGUUUUCCUCAGAGAAAGGAACUUUGUCCUCAGAGUGAGGAACUUUGUCCUCAGAAUGAGGAACCUUCUCCUAUGAGUGAGGAACCUUGUCCUCAGAGCGAGGAGCCUUGUUCUCAGUGUGAGGAACGUUUUCCUCAGGGUGAGGAACCAUGUCCUCAGAGUGAGGAACCUGACUUCAGAGUGAGGAACCUUGUCUAG